CCCGUCCUAGAUAGAUCUGCUGUCGAGCCGAUAUUUGUACACACUAUAUCUAUAGAUGUUUAUGCCCCUCGUGUUAUCUUUCUUGUAUAUUACUUGUUGUGACCUAUGUUACUGAAAUAGUUAAGACAAUUUAUUAGUUCGUGUAGCUUGAGAAUAACGCCAAGCGUGAAGUUGAUCAUCUUCAUUCCGUGAACUGAGUAAGACUUCGCUGCUUGGUUUGUCAUCGUUGUCAGUGUGCAUGGGUGGAGGAGAGAACCCGCAACGGCAAAAACUCCUGAAGCAGAAAUUAUUCUAUUAAUCGUCUAAAAUAAGCUCAAGCUACAAGGAUGUUGGGGAAGCCGUUCGCGGUGCUUGUGGUGAUCGCGGCGGCGGUCGUCUGGCACACCCCGCCUACAGCAGCGCUCGACCUCCACCAGGUGCACAAGCUCUGCCAGGCUCGGGAGUUCUAUUCCUUCAAAAAGAAACUCUGCAACCUCUCCAGGCGACGGAAAAGAUCACUUGAUGACGAUGAGUUCAGUGUCGACUCUGCUGCCGACCCGAUGAGGUGGCUGCAUCAUACCUCAGAACCGGUUUCAUUGGACACGCGGCCUCGAGCAAUUGGGGGAUAUUCGCUCCAUGAAGGAUUGCAAGGCUCAAACCGAGAUGCCAGGCGCAGGCCAAUGUCAGUGCUGGACUUAUUUACGUUCCGUAUGUUGAACAACACCGAAGAUCGAACGCUGCUUGCCACGAACGGUAGAGCUAUUCAUUCUGUCGGGGAUUUGGGAUUUUUGUUCGACCGAGUAAACGUUGGAGAAGAAGAAUCACACAAUGAAUCAGAAGAAUCAAACAAAAGUCCAGCACUCACGGACUCGGGAGAAAACUGGUAUGAUAUACCAAGCGAUGAUAAACACGAUUCAUUAUCAAACCAGAUCAUCCUCGACGGUGAUUCGGGAACAUCCUCUGGUCCUUCAAACGGGCGGAAAAGGACAGUUCCGCCAAAUGAUAGUCCCCCUUUGAUUGAGUCGGGCGUCUGGUUUAGUCCAUCAAAUGUCGACAAACUAGGGUACAUGUCUGACAGAAGUCAACCUGCCGUCAGUUCAGAAGUCUUAUUUGUCCCAACAAGCGCCGAGAACGAGGAAUCCAUGGUCGAGGGAAGCCCUCCCAUCGUAGAUACGGAAACCUGGUACGACCCUUCCUUCACCGACCUCUACAACGCAUACCAACACGAAGACGACAACGGAGUUUACAGCAACCGUGGCGUGGCCUCCGGUCACGCCCCCAUCAGCGUCUUGCCGGGCUGGCCCGUGGAGGACGCCACCGUAGGCAUGCUACGCAAGCAUUGCUGCCUCUAUGGCUGCACGCUGGACCAGCACCUUCACAACUUCCUGUCUACUUGUAGUCCUAUUCCCUAAGCUUAGUCCCUUAGAGAAUUUCUGAGUUAAUUGUAUUAUAGUGAUUAUAUCAAGUUACUUCACAACUUCCUGACUACUUGUGUCCCUUAGAGAAUUUCUGAGUUAAUUGUAUUAUAGUGAUUAUAUCAAGUUACUUCACAACUUCCUGACUACUUGUGUCCCUUAGAGAAUUUCUGAGUUAAUUUUAUUGUAGUGAUUAUAUCAAGUUACUUGCGAAAUUCAUUGAUGAAACGUUUUGAUUCCUUAUUUCACUUUUGGAUGAUGAGGUGCUAAUAUUAGUCCUUUUUCAAGUAUUUCAAGUAUCGUAACAUAAAUAGACGUGGAAUUGAAUAAUGGAUAUGAGUGGGCUUUAAUUGCAAGAUAAUAAUAAAGGCAAGUGAAUUAGACUUAAAGUUCUUAGCUAAGAUGUAUUAAAUUCACUGAUUAUCGUUUAUAUAAUCUUAAGCCAUGUUUACGUCAUGCUCGCCCGUCUUCUUGCUUGGUGGCACGUCACCACCAUGACGCCUGCAACCGACGCGCCUUCAGCUGCAUUUUCUGGUCUGCGACCAACGGGAAAACUCCUGUAGUGAACUAGACGUUGCUUGUUGCUUGUCCGCGUUACUCUGUUGUGUUAGUCAUGAUAUCUCUGAAGUGCCGCGGUAUAUUUAGCAUACAGAAUAUAGGAGUCGGUUUCUAAUUCAUUUAUAUCGCUCGUCUUGAAUGUAUGACAUUUAUUUAGUGGUAUUUACAAUUUUUCGUAAGAUUAAGCAUUUCUUAUGAUUAGUCAUUACUUAAUACUAGUUACUUCUUGUGAUUUGUUACUGCUCACUUACGGUACUUGAGAUAAAAGAGAGUAAAUCCUUAUUUCUUUUAUCUUAACUGAGAUGUUAAUCAUAUAAAAUUAAGAAACUUAAUUGCUUUGUCAGUGUAAUUAAGCUGACAAAGUUUAUGAAACGAAUGAAAGUUCACAAUCAAAUCCUUAGUUUGUUGAUGUCACUUGUACACUAAUUACUGUUUUGCAUUGUGCUCACUUUAUUUAAUGCAGAUCAUGCAGUAGAUAACAACCUUGCAUCAUGGUAUUGCUUCCCGCAUUUAAAUAGGAUAUCGUAAUCCUGCAGUGCGGUCUGAUGGUAGCAUUUUUUAUUGUAUGAUGUUCUUUAUUUCGUGAAAUUGUUUGUGUGAAAGAAUCAGGGAAGCAUUGAUAGAUUUUUAAUUAAAAAGUGCACCAAAAAAUAAUAACUAUUGUAAAAUAACCUUACGCUUAUUCUCAGUUUAGCGAUGUAUUCGUGAACACUGAUAAAAGAUUUUGAUUCCUAAACUUUCUACAAUGUGUUUAAAUUAUGUGUUUUACAUAAUAUUUAACCUCGCAUUGCAUUAUUAAUUAUUUGGUAAAAUACUCACAAGAUAUUUUUCGUUUUCAUCCAAACUCUACAAGGUUAUAUAGUGAGAAAACCCUCCCAAAUACUUAUACGAUUUUUUUUAAAGACAUUUCAAUGUGAUUACCUUUGCGAUCUUCCGUUUCUGUAGCACUCAUGGAGUACGGUGAUCGAGUGGUCAAGUGCCUCUGCAUUAAGAUUUAUUAGGUUACUUCCUAACAAUAUUCUUUCGAUGAAAUGGGGGUUUGAAUUUUCGCGUGAAGUGCUGGAGUGUGUAUUGAACGCAGCUUUUUCAAAUAAAUUGAAUUACAUCUA
This is a messenger RNA of Hyalella azteca, 3061 nucleotides long. RefSeq lists its product as uncharacterized. The transcript has 3 exons. The record is from RefSeq and is a predicted model, not a curated record. Lineage: Eukaryota; Metazoa; Arthropoda; Malacostraca; Amphipoda; Hyalellidae. Bases 327 to 1391 code for a protein of 354 amino acids.